Molecule: messenger RNA, 1163 nt
Organism: Lineus longissimus
Lineage: Eukaryota; Metazoa; Nemertea; Pilidiophora; Heteronemertea; Lineidae
Product: peroxisome biogenesis factor 10-like
Exons: 7
Coding region: 81-977 (298 amino acids)
Biological process (GO): protein import into peroxisome matrix
Cellular component (GO): peroxisomal membrane
Molecular function (GO): zinc ion binding
Source: RefSeq, a predicted model, not a curated record
CCGGUAGAUGGCGAUCGUGAAGAAAAUUAACUUUCCAACUUUGCAAACAGUUUUUCCUCAAAAUACUCAUAUUUAGCUUGAUGUUGACAGAUGCUGGCCAGGUGGAGAUUGUGAGGGCUCAUCAGAAGGAUGACUAUUAUUUGGCCAGCUUGAGAAGUCGGCUGACAGAUGUCGCACAGUCGUUAUUUGGUGCUCGUUUCUGGGUGAGGUGGAACAAAGAGUUGACCUUGGUGGCUGAUGUGGGAUACUUCACUCUGACAACUUUAGCUGGCUCCCAAACUCUCGGAGAAGAGUAUGUCAACAUCCUUCAAGUUGAUGAAACGAAGCGAGCCAUCCCUUCUGGCAAGAGGCGACUCUUCCUUGUCCUCCUCCAUGUCUGUACGCCAUACCUACUAGAGAAACUCCUGGAGGCCUUGGAGCAAAAACUCCUUCGCAAUGAGUUCAAUUUCCUGCCACUUGUGAAUGAGAAGCUGAUGAAAUUUACCAGAUGUUUUAAGGAAAAUCUUGUGAUAGUCCACCGAUGUCAUCUGGCUAUAUUCUACCUGUUAGGCGUGUUCUAUCAUAUCGCAAAAAGGACCACGAAUAUCCAUUAUGUUCGAGUGAGAAAUAUUGGAAGUCAGGUUCCUCCCAACUUCCGAAUCCUCGGCUACAUUUCUGUGCUUCAGUUGGGCUUCACCCUGUGCAAGAGUGUGUACGGUGCUUGGAAAGACAAGGGCAGGAUCCAGCCAGAAAAGACUAGUGCCACAGAAGACAAGAGCCCCACACUUUCAGAAAAUAACACCAGGAUACCCACAGCCCAAAGCAAAUGCUCUUUAUGCCUAGAAUUGCGGAGAAAUACCACCCUGACAACGUGUGGCCAUCUGUUCUGUUGGACUUGUAUUCAUGAAUGGUGCUCAACUCAGCCUCUUUGUCCUCUGUGCAGACAGAAGAUUGAACCACAGAAAUUGGUCCUGCUGCAGAACUACGACAAUGGAUAAGAUGUUAGAAGAUUUGGACUUCUGAAAAUUCCUGCAGUAAUUAUGCCCAAUUGCACUAAUAGUCUUGAUUUGCACUUCCAAUUGAUAGGAUCUGUCUAAAAUACGAUGCAAUAUGUAGAUUGUGAUUCCUCACCUUGUUUGAGACAAACAAAGAAAAUGGCAAUAAAGUUUGAUAUCAAAUGAGAA